CCAUGUCUUCACAAGCAAAAUAAUUAUAGUCAAACCUGAGACAUAAUUCCUAACUUCACAACAUACACAUAUCGACUUGGACAACCAACUAAAACAAUAAAAAAUGGCCCCUGCGCUUCAAGGCGGGGUUAAGCCCUCCAACCCCAAGAAUCAAGCGCGCUCGCUGAAGAGAAAGCGUGGAGAAGAGGACCUGUCUAAACUGCAAAAGGCGGUGGAGGAGCUGGAUCCGAAAGAAGCAGAAAUCAAAGAUGUUGCCGACCUGCCGCUCUCGACACCGACGGCUGACGGUUUGGAAGCCUCUCAUUUCAAAACUCUGACCGAUAUUCAGAGAAAGGCUAUUCCGCUCGCGCUCAAAGGGAAAGACUGCUUGGGUGCUGCGAAGACGGGAAGCGGAAAGACACUGGCGUUUUUGAUUCCGGUCCUGGAAAACCUUGUACGGAAGAGAUGGACUGAGUUUGACGGGCUAGGUGCUCUGAUCCUGUCGCCAACUCGGGAAUUGGCGAUUCAGAUUUUUGAAGUUUUGCGCAAGAUUGGACGAUACCAUACAUUUUCGGCAGGAUUAGUCAUUGGUGGAAAGUCUUUGAACGAGGAGCGGGAGCGACUCUCGCGAAUGAAUAUCCUCGUGUGCACGCCCGGCCGAAUGUUGCAGCAUAUGGACCAGACAGCGGCAUUUGAUGUGGAUAAUCUGCAGAUGUUAGUUUUGGAUGAGGCCGACCGUAUCAUGGAUAUGGGUUUCCAGUCGACAGUGGAUGCGAUUAUCGAGCACCUUCCCAAGGAACGACAGACCAUGCUUUUCAGUGCUACGCAGACGAAGAGAGUGUCGGAUUUGGCUCGAUUGAGCCUGCGCGAACCAGAGUACAUCUCGGUGCAUGAGGCAGCAACGAGCGCGACUCCUUCGACGCUUCAGCAGCAUUACGUCGUCACACCACUUCACCAGAAGCUUGAUACGCUGUGGAGUUUCAUUCGCGCCAAUGUAAAGUCGAAGAUUCUGGUUUUCCUCUCGUCAAGUAAGCAAGUUCGAUUCGUCUACGAAAGUUUACGCCAUCUCCAGCCUGGUAUUCCGCUUUUGCAUCUACACGGACGUCAGAAACAAACGUCCAGAUUGGAUGUCACCUCUUCUUUCUCAAGAGCAAAGCACUCUUGUCUGUUCGCGACCGACGUGGUGGCUCGAGGUUUGGACUUUCCGGCUGUUGAUUGGGUGAUUCAAUUUGACUGCCCUGAAGACGCUGAUACGUAUAUUCACCGUGUUGGACGUACCGCCCGAUACGAACGCGACGGUCGUGCCGUCCUGUUCCUCGAUCCGAGCGAGGAGGAAGGGAUGCUGAGACGUCUUGAACAAAAGAAAGUGCCCAUUGAGAAGAUCAAUGUGAGGCAAAAGAAGCAGCAGAGUAUCCAGAAUCAACUUCAGAACAUGUGCUUCAAGGAUCCCGAGUUGAAAUAUCUCGGGCAGAAGGCGUUCGUUUCCUACGUCAAGUCUGUUCAUCUUCAAAAAGACAAGGAUAUCUUUCAUCUUGACAAACUUCCUCUAGAGGAAUUCUCUGCUAGCUUGGGCUUGCCCGGAGCACCCCGUAUCAAGUUCCUCAAGGGUGACAACGCGAAGGCUCUCAAGAAUGCGCCUCGACAGGCGGUAUCUGACUCAGAGGAAGACUCAGAGGCAGAGACUAAGAAGAAUAAGGAGGACAAGAAGAAGGAGGUUCGGACGAAGUAUGACCGCAUGUUUGAGAGGCGGAACCAGGACGUCUUGGCCGACCACUAUGCGAAGAUGAUUGGCGAGGGCGGCCACGAAAAAGACCAUGAGCAGGAUGCCGACGAGGACGAUGACUUCUUGCAAGUCAAACGACGAUUCAAUCACGACGAAAUUUCCGACCUAUCAGACGCCGAGGACAACGGGGCAGAACAGCGCGCUGACAAGAAGGCCAAGGUGGUACCCAUUGGCAACGCGGAAGAGGCUCUCGUCAUCGACUCGAAGCGCAGAGAGAAAUUGCUCAAGUCGAAGAAGAAGCUUCUCAAAUACAUGGGCAAGGGAACGAAGCUUGUGUACGACGACAACGGCGAAGCACACGAAAUCUACGAGAUGGAAGACGAGGAUCAGUUCCGCGAAAAGGGUCCUGCCGAAACUCAACGCGUCAAAUUCUUGGACGAGGAGCGCAAGAGGGUGCAGGAAGCCGACAUUGCGGACAAGCAGCUCUUCAAGGAGAAGAGACGGGAGAAAAAGGAAAAGCGCAAGGCGAGAGAGGCUGCCGAAUCUGCGCCAUACGAAGAACCCGAGGAGGGAGAAGAAGAAGGAGAAGACGUGGAAAUGUCCGAUGCAGACGUCGAGACCGAGCCAUCUGCAAAACGCCCGAAGAAGUGGUUCGAGGAUGCUUCAGAAGACGAAUCGAAGCCUUCGAAACGCCGCGAUGUGGCUGCUGCGCACGAGCCGGAGACAUUGGAGGAAUUGGAGGCAUUGGCUUCAGGAUUGCUCAAUUGAGCGGAUUGCAAAAGUUUUAUACCAUAUUUUCUUGUUUAAUAGGCUUAAUUACAUUCAUGUGGGCUCCCAUUUUGAUUUCGACACUCAAUUUCAUAGCGUUAUCAUCCGUUAUCCAUGUAGCAAAUCUGGGUUUAGAGACAAAACUUUAUGGUGUUGAUGCUUCAAGUAUUCUCUAUGACAGGCAUGAUUCGAUUUUGUUAAAGCUGAGACUUCCGUCAUCAGGAUUAUAGCUUUUGCGUCAAGACCUGCAAUCGAAAUGGUGGCACU
Molecule: messenger RNA, 2737 nt
Organism: Xylona heveae TC161
Lineage: Eukaryota; Fungi; Ascomycota; Xylonomycetes; Xylonales; Xylonaceae
Product: DEAD-domain-containing protein
Exons: 2
Coding region: 104-2470 (788 amino acids)
Biological process (GO): rRNA processing
Cellular component (GO): nucleus
Molecular function (GO): ATP binding; nucleic acid binding
Source: RefSeq, a predicted model, not a curated record